Molecule: messenger RNA, 511 nt
Organism: Saccostrea cuccullata (small rock oyster)
Lineage: Eukaryota; Metazoa; Mollusca; Bivalvia; Ostreida; Ostreidae
Product: diphthamide biosynthesis protein 3-like
Exons: 3
Coding region: 26-271 (81 amino acids)
Source: RefSeq, a predicted model, not a curated record
UUGCACACAUGGUUUUGGACAGAGAAUGUCAGUUUUCCACGAUGAAAUUGAAAUAGAAGACAUGGAAUAUGAUGAGGAUACUGAAACUUAUUAUUACCCAUGUCCCUGUGGUGAUCGAUUCGAAAUAACAAAGGAAGAAUUAGCCAGUGGUGAAGACGUUGCCAAGUGUCCCAGUUGCUCCCUGUUAAUUAAAGUGAUAUAUGAUAUUGAUGAUUUUCUCGAAGGUGAAGAAGUAGCUGCUCUGUCAAAGGUUGAACUGGAAAAAGCAUAAAGGUAAAGCAAAAUGGUGAAGCAUUUAGGUAAAGCAUAAUGUUGAAGCAUUUAGGUAAAGCAUUAAAGUAAAACAUAAAGGUGAAGCAGAAAAAGAAAUUCAAAAAGUAAAGCAUAAAGGUAAAGCAUAAAAUAAAAACAUCAAGAUGAAGCAUAAAGGUCAAGCAUAAUGGAAAAGCUAAAGCAUAAAGGUCAAGCAUGAUUGUGAAGCAUUAAGGUAAACUGUAAAGGAAAAAUAAAA